AUGACACGUUGUGCAGUAGUCUCAUUCUCUUUUAACUGGACAUUUUGGUACAAAGAUAAGUGCGCAAAGGACGAGGAUUGGAGAACGAACUUCCAGAAGCUAUUCGAAGUGUCGACGACUACUCAAUUUAUUGAGGCCUACAAUUUACUAAAACCGCCCUCUGGCUUACMAUUAGGGGCYAGUUAUUAUUUUUUCAAAAAAGGAAUACAGCCUAUGUGGGAAGAAGAACCGAAUAAAGGCGCGGGAGCUUGGGUCAUUGAAGUUGAAAAUCAGAUAAAUAAUGAUUUGAACUUGAUUUGGUCAGAUUUGUUGUUUGCACUCAUUAGUGGCGGAUUUAAAGAGUUGUCGUGUUAUUUAUGUGGCAUCACAUGUUAUGCGAAACACAAAAAAUUUCAAAUCGUUACAAUAUGGACAGUCAGGACUACGUUGGAAAAUUAUAAAUAUAUAAUGAAGAUUGGAAAUAUUCUGCAAAUCCUCAAACUAAACGUUUACAAAAUAAAAUCAUUAAAAUAUAAAUUACAUAACAGAAUUUCAAAUAAUUUUGAUUAUGUAUUAUAA
Molecule: messenger RNA, 558 nt
Organism: Diuraphis noxia (Russian wheat aphid)
Lineage: Eukaryota; Metazoa; Arthropoda; Insecta; Hemiptera; Aphididae
Product: eukaryotic translation initiation factor 4E1-like
Biological process (GO): translational initiation
Cellular component (GO): eukaryotic translation initiation factor 4F complex
Molecular function (GO): RNA 7-methylguanosine cap binding; translation initiation factor activity
Source: RefSeq, a predicted model, not a curated record